AUGCAACGGCUCCCCAUUUCAAACCCUCCUCCCCGCCCCUCCGCCCUUCAUAUACUCCCAUGCCGUGCCGCACUAGCUCCCCAUGUACUCCCACCGCACCUCAUCCAAAAAUACUGUUCACUCAUGGCUUACCCACUAGUCAUCUUCUUACUCUUUCUCUUCCUCCUAUACUGGGUCCAUCUACGCGCCCAAAACCUCCAAACAUAUAUUGUCCACGUCCGCCCAGAUGAACUGCCCGGGGCUUACUUCCCAUUAACUAAGCUCCAUCGGCACCUCUCCUUUCUCGAACAAGUCAUUCUCACAGAAGAAGAAGAAGAAGAAGGAGAAGAAGGAGGAGGAGGAGGAGGAGGAGGAGGCACAGGAACCGCUUCUUCUCGGCUGCUGUACUCGUACCAUACUGCGGCGGAGGGCUUCGCAGCACGUCUUACUGAAAACGAGGCCGCAGCUCUACAGGCAUCGCCAGGGAUCGUGUCGAUCCGCCCCGACCGCCGCUUCGAGCUGCAUACAACCUAUUCCUAUAAGUUUUUGGGGCUAAACAUUAGCCCGGGCGGCGCAUGGGCCAAAUCGGGCCUUGGCCGGGGCUCCAUAAUUGGUGUGCUCGACACCGGUGUGUGGCCUGAGAGUCCCAGCUUCUCCGACCACCAGAUGCCGCCCCUCCCGUCUCGGUGGCAAGGUGUUUGCCAAGACGGAGAGAACUUCAACUCCUCCAGCUGCAAUCGGAAGCUCAUUGGCGCGCGGUUCUACUCUAAAGGCCACCGUGCCAACUACCCAACCAACCCACCGGCUUCCUCAUCCUCGUUGUUGGAGUACAUGUCACCCCGCGACGCACACGGGCACGGGACCCACACAGCUUCGACGGCCGCAGGCACUACAGUGAACGGGGCAAGCGUUUUCGGGCUCGGCACAGGCGUGGCUCAGGGAAUGGCCCCUGAGGCCCAUGUGGCCGUCUAUAAAGUCUGCUGGUUCAACGGCUGCUACAGCUCCGAUAUACUAGCUGGGAUGGACGACGCCAUCCAAGAUGGAGUUGGCAUCCUCUCCCUCUCGUUGGGUGGCUUCCCAAUCCCGCUCUUCGAGGAUAGCAUCGCGAUAGGGAGCUUUCGCGCGACAGAACGGGGUGUGGCAGUCAUAUGCGCUGCCGGGAACAACGGGCCCGUGCCAAGCUCAGUGGCCAACGAGGCCCCCUGGGUCACAACCGUCGGGGCAAGCACCAUGGACCGGCGGUUCCCCAUGUUCCUCCGGCUUGGCAAUGGCCGGAUCCUGUACGGCGAGUCCAUGUAUCCGGGAAACAGGUAUUCAAAAAAUGGGGGGAAGAAGGCGUUGGAGUUGGUUCAUGAAUCUGGCGGGAGCAAAGGCGCAGAAUAUUGUCUUAAGGGCUCUCUUUCCAGAGCCAGAGUGGCGGGAAAGAUGGUGGUCUGCGAUAGAGGGAUCAACGGCCGGGCUGAGAAAGGCGAGGCUGUGAAAGAAGCGGGCGGAGCUGCUAUGGUUCUUGCCAAUGCGGAGAUCAAUUUACAGGAGGAUUCCGUCGACGUACACGUGUUGCCGGCUACCAUGAUCGGCUUCAAAGAGUCGACAGAAUUGAAGAAAUACAUCAACUCGACAAGGCGACCGGUCGGGCAGUUGGUCUACGGCGGCACGACAGUCGGUCGGGCGAGGGCACUCAGCGGAAUCACCGCUCUCGUCCGGUCAGCCCACCCGUCAUGGAGCCCGGCGGCAGUCCGGUCAGCAAUUAUGACGACGGCCGACGUGGUGGACCACUACGGGAAGCCGAUAAUGGAUGGGAGAGACAGAGCAGGGCUCUUCGCGAUCGGUGCUGGUCAUGUGAAUCCGACGAAAGCGAUGGACCCUGGUCUAGUCUACGACAUCGAGCCGAACGACUACAUCACUCACCUCUGCACUCUCGGAUACUCACAUUUGGAGAUCUUCACCAUCGCUCACAGAAACACCAACUGCAACGAAACUCUUCACCGAAACAACAACUUCAGCCUGAACUACCCUUCGAUUUCCAUAGCCUUCAAACAGAACAGCACGAGAGUGAUGAUUCAAAGAAAACUCACCAACGUCGGCACCCCAAAUUCCACGUACGCUGCACAAGUGGUUGCGCCACGUGGAGUGAAGGUGAGCGUCACUCCGGCGGUACUAACUUUUAAAGAGGAAACUGAGAGUAAGAGCUUUCAGGUUCGGUUCAAGUCGACGAAGCGAAUGGCGGUCCAAGGAAGCGCUACUGGAGAGGGGUAUUUGAUAUGGAAGGACACAAGCAAAGGGAAGUAUAGAGUGAGGAGUCCAAUAUCUGUUAGUUGGACUUCGUAGGAAAGAGUGACCUUCCGAGUAGGUUCUAACUCCCAAAAAAUAUGGGUUUGGAGGUGUAUUGAAAGAAGGUAAUAGGAACGAAG
Ananas comosus (pineapple) is the source of this 2390-nucleotide messenger RNA. RefSeq names its product subtilisin-like protease SBT1.2. Gene Ontology annotation, molecular function: serine-type endopeptidase activity. The record is from RefSeq and is a predicted model, not a curated record. Lineage: Eukaryota; Viridiplantae; Streptophyta; Magnoliopsida; Poales; Bromeliaceae. Gene Ontology annotation, biological process: proteolysis.